Molecule: messenger RNA, 3058 nt
Organism: Amborella trichopoda
Lineage: Eukaryota; Viridiplantae; Streptophyta; Magnoliopsida; Amborellales; Amborellaceae
Product: protein ROOT HAIR DEFECTIVE 3
Biological process (GO): endoplasmic reticulum membrane fusion
Cellular component (GO): endoplasmic reticulum
Molecular function (GO): GTPase activity; GTP binding
Source: RefSeq, a predicted model, not a curated record
GAGAGAGGGUCGAGUGAGUUUAGGGAGUGCUGAGCUGAGUUUUUAGAGAGAGUUUUGAGUUGGGUUUAGAGAGAGAGAGAGUGUGUAAUUUACGCAUUGCCUGCUUACUGGCGGUUAGUUUUUUAAAAAGUGACGUCUCCACAUUCCAUUCUCCCCCUUCCACUUUCUCCAUCCAUCUCCUCCUCUCUGCAACUGCCCAUCCUCUCGCUCUCUCUUCCCCCAAUUUUCAGUUUUGCGGGGGUGAAAAGCAGUGGUAUAGAAAUGGGUGAGGAAUGCUGCUCCACACAGCUCAUUGAUGGAGAUGGAGACUUUAAUGUUUCUGGUCUUGAUAAGUUUAUGAAGACUGUGAAACUGGGUGAAAGUGGUCUUUCUUAUGCUGUUGUGUCCAUAAUGGGUCCUCAAAGUAGUGGGAAAAGCACUCUUUUGAACAAUCUUUUCCAUACCAAUUUUAGGGAAAUGAAUGCCUUUAAGGGGCGGAGUCAAACAACUAAAGGCAUUUGGUUAGCGAAGUGUGUGGAUGUUGACCCUUGUACAAUAGUAAUGGAUUUAGAGGGCACCGAUGGACGUGAGAGAGGAGAGGAUGAUACAACUUUUGAGAAGCAGAGUGCACUUUUUGCUUUGGCUGUUUCUGAUAUAGUGCUCAUAAAUAUGUGGUGUCAUGAUAUUGGCCGUGAGCAAGCUGCCAACAAGCCUCUCCUUAAGACAGUGUUUCAGGUCAUGAUGCGGUUGUUUAGUCCUCGCAGAACAACAUUGUUAUUUGUUAUCCGAGAUAAGACUAAGACACCAUUGGAAAAUUUGGAACCAGUUCUGCGAGAAGAUAUCCAGAAGAUAUGGGACUCUGUUCCGAAGCCACAGGCUCACAAAGAAACUCCCCUUAGUGAAUUUUUUAAUGUGGAAGUUGUGGCUCUUUCCAGUUAUGAAGAGAAGGAAGAGCAAUUUAAAGAACAGGUCAUGCAUCUGAGGCAGAGAUUUUAUCAUUCUAUUGCUCCUGGUGGAUUGGCUGGUGAUAGACGAGCAGUUGUUCCAGCCUCAGGAUUUUCUUUCAGUGCACAACAAAUUUGGAAAAUAAUACGGGAGAACAAGGACUUAGAUCUUCCUGCACACAAGGUGAUGGUUGCUGCCGUUCGCUGUGAAGAGAUUGCCAACGAAAAGCUAGCCCAUUUGUCUGCUAGUGAGGAGUGGCAUCAGUUGGAGGAAGCAGCGAACUCUGGUCUCGUGCCAGGUUUCGGAAAGAAGCUUAGCUCUAUUCUUGAUGCAUGUUUCUCUGGGUAUGAUGUGGAAGCUAUUUAUUUCGAUGAAAAUGUGAGGACUGCAAAGCGACAACAAUUAGAAAGUAGAGCAUUGCUACUCGUGCAUCCUGCUUAUCAAGCCAUGCUGGGGCAUAUUCGGUCAAGUACAUUUGAUAAUUUUAAGUACAAGUUUGAUCGUUCUCUGGAUGAGGGGAUUGGAUUUGCUCUGGCAGUUCGUAAAUGCAUACAAUCUUCUAUGUCAGAGUUUGAUGCAGGAUGUACUGAUGUGGUUAUAGAACAUGCAAAUUGGAAUGCUUCUAAAGUUCGUGAGAAAGUUCGACGUGAUAUUGAUGCUCAUGUGACAUCUCUCCGUGCUGCCAAAUUGUCUCAACUUAUUGCUCAUUAUGAGAAACAACUCGAUGAAGCCCUUGCUGCACCUGUCGAAUCUCUUCUCAGUGCUGCUAGUGAUGAUACUUGGCCCUCAAUAAGAAAACUACUUAAACGGGAGACUGAGCAAGCCACUUCAGGGCUUUCUUCCACUCUUGCAAGUUUUGAAGUUGAUGAAAUAACUCAUGAUCAGAUGCUUGCAAAUAUUGCAGGCUUUGCUAGAACUGUGGUUGAGAAAAAGGCAAGAGAAGAAGCUGGGAAGGUCUUAAUUCAUAUGAAGGAUAGGUUUUCUACAAUAUUCAGCCAUGAUGCUGACUCCAUGCCUAGAGUUUGGACUGGGAAGGAAGAUAUCAGAGCAAUCACAAAGAAUGCUCGCUCUGAGUCUAUGAAGCUGCUUUCUGUUAUGACUGCAAUUCGUGUAGAUGAGAAACCUGAUGAUGUUGAGAGUACUCUUCUGUCUGCUUUACUGGAUGCUCCUAACAAUAAUGUUUCUAAAAAGAGCAUCACAUCCUCAUUGGAUCCACUGGCGUCCAGUUCUUGGCAAGAGGUUCGUCCAAACAAUACAUUGAUUACCCCAGUGCAAUGUAAGUCCUUGUGGAGGCAGUUCAAAGCAGAAACAGAGUACACGGUCUCACAGGCCAUUGCUGCACAGGAGGCCUCCAGGCGUAAUAACAGCUGGAUGCCGCCUUCAUGGGCAAUUGUGGCUCUGAUCAUCCUUGGCUUCAAUGAAUUUAUGACACUCUUAAGGAAUCCCCUAUAUCUUGGUGUGAUUUUUGUUGCUUAUCUACUGAGCAAAGCUCUUUGGGUUCAGCUUGACAUAUCUGGGGAAUUUCGCAAUGGGGCUCUUCCUGGAAUUUUGUCAUUAUCAACUAAGCUUGUUCCUACUAUUAUGAAUCUUCUAAAGAGACUGGCAGAUGAGGGACAAAAGUUCGCUCCUCCUGAGCCUCCAAGAAACCCAAUGCUCGACUCCCAGAGUUUCAAAAAGGAAUUACACAAAGACCUUUCAUCAGAUUCCUUUGGGGUCGAGUAUUCUAGUUCGUUGACUCAGUGACCAGGUUCCGAUGCGUGCACUUAUUCCUUUUGAUCCCUCUAGUGCGUGUGGUUUGUAUUACAAGGCCAUAGCCCCAUUGUUUUCAAUGUUUAUUGGCUUGGUUAGAGUGUCAUGAAUGCUCUACCUUUCAAAAUUUUUGUGGUAUUCUUUUUAUGUUGUUGGUCUUGUGUUGUGGAAGAGUGGCGUGGCCUGUUUUGGUGGAGGUAUAGGUAGAUUUGGGAAAUGAUUCACUAGUCCCCUUGUUAUGUAUCUUUUCUAACAUGCAUAUACCCUUGUUAUGUAUCUUUUCUAAUAUGCAUAUACCGUUGCUAUUUGAAUGUAUAUGGUAGACAACUAGAUACCUGUCCUACCAAUUUUAUUGUAUUGCAGUUUUCCUACUAUUUUCAGUGUU